AGCGCCCCGAUAUGCUCUGCGCAUGCGUAGCAUUUUCUCCAAAACCAAGAUGGCGGUACAAGAAACAGCUGCUCAACUCUCUAUGGCUCUUAAGGUUCAAGAAUAUCCAACUUUGAAGGUUCCUUAUGAGACGUUAAACAAGCGAUUCCGUGCCGCACAGAAGAACAUAGACCGCGAGACAAGCCACGUGACCAUGGUGGUAGCUGAACUGGAGAAAACCCUGAGCAGCUCCUUCCCUGUGGUGGACUCUGUGGUCUCUCUGCUGGAUGGUGUGGUGGAGAAAUUAAGUGCACUCAAACGGAAGGCGGCAGAAUCAAUCCAGGCUGAAGAUGAGAGCGCUAAGCUCUGUAAACGGCGUAUCGAGCACCUGAAGGAGCACAGCAGUGACCAGCCGUCUAACGUCAGUGUGUGGAAGAGGAAGCGCAUGGACCGCAUGAUGGUGGAGCACCUGCUGCGCUGCGGCUACUACAACACCGCCGUCAAGCUCGCCAAACAAAGUGGGAUCGAGGAUUUGGUCAACAUUGAGAUGUUCCUCACUGCAAAGGAAGUGGAGGAAUCUCUUGAAAGGCAGGAGACAGCUACCUGCUUGGCCUGGUGCCAUGACAACAAGUCUCGCCUGAGAAAAAUGAAGAGCUGUCUGGAGUUCAGUUUAAGGAUCCAAGAAUUUAUCGAGCUCAUUCGACAGAACAAACGCAUGGAUGCAGUACGACAUGCACGUAAACACUUUAGCCAAGCAGAAGGAGGGCAGCUGGAUGAGGUUCGGCAGGUGAUGGGCAUGCUGGCAUUUCCUUCUGACACUCACAUUUCCCCAUACAAGGACCUUCUGGAUCCAGGCCGCUGGAAAAUGCUGAUCCAACAAUUCAGAUACGACAAUUACAGAUUACACCAGCUGGGGAACAACUCUGUGUUCACCAUCACUCUGCAGGCAGGGCUGUCUGCCAUCAAAACCCCACAGUGUUACAAAGAGGAUGGUACCUCUAAAAACCCAGACUGUCCUGUUUGCAGCAAGUCCCUAAACAAGCUGGCUCAGCCUCUCCCUAUGGCCCACUGCGCAAACUCCCGUCUGGUGUGUAAAAUCUCUGGAGAGGUCAUGAACGAGAACAACCCACCCAUGAUGCUGCCUAAUGGCUAUGUUUAUGGCUAUAAUUCUCUUUUGUCUAUUCGCCAAGACGACAAGGUGGUGUGCCCCAGAACCAAAGAAGUCUUCAGCUUCUCCCAGGCCGAAAAGGUUUACAUCAUGUGAUGAGACCUCCAGAGCCUAGUUCAAGAUUUUGAAUUUUUUUUUUUUUUUUUUUUUUUUUUAAACCACCCAGGAGUCGAUGAAUCCCAAAACGACAAAACCUAUAGUCUAAAGGCCUCUGUUCCUCAGCCCGUUCCAUGAGACUGACUUCACUUGGCCUCUGCCAAACCUUUUCAGAGAAAGGUUUCUCAUCCAUUGGAGGUUUUUAACUAUACAGCUGAAUGGUGAAAACAGUGUAGAACAAUACAUCAUUUCAAAAAAAGGUUGAUAUUUUGCCAUUUUCCUUCACUAGCUUCUUGAAAGUUGUGUGAUGUCAAAAGGACAUGGCUCCACAUUAUAUGUCUGAGAGCUUCUGCCUUUUUAGUGUGCUUAAAAUGACCGAUUAUUUUAAUCAGUGGUGCCCUUUUUUUCCGACCGAAGUGUUUAAAGCAUAACAUGGUCCACUUUCUAAUAUCUUGCCUGAGCACCUGUAAGAACUUUUUUUGUUUUUUUACCACAUAUGGUUGGUUAAUACCAGCACAUCUCUUUCUCUCUCUCUCUCUCUCUCUCUCUCUCUGUCUUUCUCUCUCACAGACAGACACACACACACACACACACUCUUGUACUUACUGCCGUUGCAGUUACCUUAUACCUUAUAGAAAGUGUAGUAGCGUCAGUGGAAAAACUUCACACAUAAUUCUCUGUUGAUGUAACUAGGUGUAGAAAGACAUUGCAGUUCGUUGGUAGCUAUUUGUGAAGGGUUGUUAGUAGACUAAACUUUACAUCACAUGCCGUGUUUUUUAAAGGUCCAUCAUUACAAUAAUACUUGUGUCCAUGAGCAACAACUACAAGUGUAGCAGGAUUUUAAUGUGACUAAAGUCAGAGAUUGUGAGGACAUUCUGUGAGGAAAUCUGAUUUAUCAUACAAAAUAUCCAUGAUCUAAUGUCAGAGUUAGUGGUGGUUUUCGAUUAAAGAAGAAUGAAUUCAUUCUGAGGUGUGCACAAUUUUCUUUUUUCAAUUUUUUAAUGCCGCACUUUCCUGCUGUAGUAGGAAGAUCAAGCCUGGUUAGUUCAGUAGUAGUUCCACGAUGUAUUCUGGUGAAGUGAUCCGUAUUUAUUUACCCUCAAGAAUUAAGUAAUAAAACAGAAGGAACAAACGUCCAGUAUAGUUAAUGUGACAUCUGUUUCCUCCCAUGAUCAACUUUUUUUUUUUUUUUUUUGGGAGACCCAAAGGAAUCUCGUGGAUUUCACACGGAUCUCACAUCGAUCCCAUUCUUGGUGCGCACCUCUGCAUUCAUUCACCAAAACAGCCUGUAGUGUCUGAAUCUCAGGUUAGAUUGACAUCGUACAUGCUAUACCAUAAAGCCUGACUCACUGUGUCUCCAUACCUCACAAGACCAUCAAUUGUUACUUCACAUUUCUCGAAAAAUAGACUGUCUUCCUAUUUUGUGUUAGGUCUUAAUGGUAAGGGCUACAUAGGUUCGGGAUUGAUAAGGUCUUAACCACUUUGUCAUGUGAUUUUCUUUCUCUUUUUUUUUUUUUUUUUAAAAUAUGCUUCAGAUAAUCAUCGGGAUUUUUUUGUUUUUGUUUUUCAGAUGAAGCACUAAAUAGUUUUGUGUUGUUUUACAAGCACACAUUUUCUAUUUUAGAAUCCACACCGUUCCAGUUUUCCCUGUCAGGUAGCAGUUAGGUCGUUUAUGAGCACCUAUUUUUUAAGCACACUGUCCUUUUUUCCUUUAUAUUUGGCAAGCUGCUUUCAAAUGUGCUAUUUUAUUGUAAGUGUAGAAAGGCUACUUAGAUACUGCUCUUGCAUGUGUGUACUCAUAGAGUAGUUGGGUUGUUCAUGUUUAGUCAAAUAAAAAAUUAUUUGAAUAAA
Molecule: messenger RNA, 3094 nt
Organism: Silurus meridionalis
Lineage: Eukaryota; Metazoa; Chordata; Actinopteri; Siluriformes; Siluridae
Gene: maea
Product: macrophage erythroblast attacher, E3 ubiquitin ligase
Exons: 9
Coding region: 23-1243 (406 amino acids)
Biological process (GO): proteasome-mediated ubiquitin-dependent protein catabolic process
Cellular component (GO): nucleus; GID complex; cytoplasm
Molecular function (GO): ubiquitin protein ligase activity; protein binding
Source: RefSeq, a predicted model, not a curated record